UGAACCGAUGACAAGGUGUAUUUGAGCGCGGAUAUAGAUUACUGUUGUUAAAACACAAGUCAGCGCUUUUAAGUCUAAGUUUAUCUAUUGAUUGUUGUCUUGUCGCUGGUUUAAAAAAUUGAAAUAGUUUCUAAAACUUUGUCGAGUUCAAAAUUUAUUUAGUCUACGCGAUCAGAGCCUAGACACACAUGGCAAACUUUAUUUUCUAGCGUGGACUAAACUUUAACAGUUUCGAUAUCUUUUGAAGUAUCGGGUACACUGACUUUCAGUUUAAAAAUUCACCUUUAUAUACUGUGGCAAUAUAUAGUUUGUAUUCACGCCUCAAAAUGAAGACUUUAAACUAUAUAUUGAUUUAUUUGGUUGGUGCUCUUAUGACGUCAACAGUUAUUGGCAUGCGACAAGAGACACUAGAUUAUAUGGCAACCUUUAUGAAUAUUAGAUAUGAAGUUAUAGACAAUAUUAGAGAUUCUUUGAAACUUUUUGAAGCGGAAUUAAGUUUUACAAAUCAAGGGGAGGACCCCAUCCCUGCUUCAGAAUGGGAAUUGUAUUGGUGUCAGAUGAACCUUGUAGAGCCUGAAUUCUUGCCACGUGACGAAGGGGUUGUGCUUGACAAAUAUAAAGUGAAAUUGUCACAUCUGCAAGGAUGCAUGUUUAAAUUAGAACCUGUUCGGGGUUUUAGAGUAAUUCGACCGGGCGAAACGCGCAAAAUUAGAUUCGUUUCCGAAAAUUUUUCAGUGGCUAAAUCUGAUGUAAUUCCUAAUUGGUAUCUAUCGUCAAACGGUUUAGAGAGUCGUGUGUUGGUUAGCACAACUGGAGAAAGUUUAGAUUUUGUUGGAGAGUUUGACACUCCUAAUAAAUGGAAACGUUACGACUGGAAGGACGAGAAGAGUGAAGGACAUGAUCUUUAUGACCCAUUCACGCCCCGUACGCGAUAUGCCAUGAACGCUGAUGUAGAAGACAAAGGUCGACCUGGAAAACUGGUCAUUCCUACCCCAGUACAAAUAGCUGUCGACACAUCUAUGACAUUAAAUUUGGAAACUAGGGACUGGCAAGUGGUUGCUCCUCCAGUUUUCUUAAAUGAAGCAGAAUUUCUGGCAGAUAAACUUGGAUUUGAUGUCACCGAUCAAAAGCCAUACAGUCGAUUCAUUUGGUUUCAUCAGGCCGAUGUUAAAGUUCGUAUGAAAGGUGAAGACGUCUCCAAUGAUGAAGUUUAUUCUUUAGAAAUAGAUCCAGUCAAGAGUGUAAUUGAAAUCAAGGCACGAGCUGGACCAGGGGCUCUGUACGCGGUUAAGACUCUAUUGAGUCUAAUGGAUGACCGUAAACUGGUACCUCGUGCAAGUAUAGUUGAUGGACCACGAUAUCCAUAUAGAGGUGUGAUGUUGGACGUGGGUAGAAAUUUUCACCCUAAAGAUCGUGUAAUACGACUAUUGGAUACUAUGGCUGAUUAUAAAUUAAACAAGUUACAUCUACAUUUAUCAGAUGAUGAAGGUUGGAGACUUGAAAUCCCUGGUCUAGAAGAACUAACCGAGGUAGGUUCUCAACGUUGUCACGAUCCAGAAGAAACCGAGUGCCUCCUACCUUUCUUGGGAUCAGGUCCAGUGCCAAGCCGACCAGGUUCCGGUUAUUACACGACCGAAGAUUACCAGGACAUUCUCAGACACGCCAAAAGUUUACACAUUGAAGUCAUUCCAGAACUGGAUAUGCCUGGACAUGGUCAUGCUACUAUUAAAGCUAUGGAGGCCCGAAAAAAGAAACUGUUGUCAGAAAACAAAGUAGCUGAAGCUGAGAGAUAUAUCUUAGUUGAAGAAAACGAUCCGUCCGUUUAUAAAUCUAUUCAAUUGUAUACAGAUAAUGCUAUCAAUCCAUGUUUACAGUCCACGUAUACCUUUAUUACCAAAGUGGUACAAACCGUUCACGACCUACACAAAAACAUAAUGCCCCUCAACAUUUAUCAUUUUGGAGGUGACGAGGUUGCAAAAGGUGCAUGGGAGAAUUCCACUGCAUGCAGUUUCACAAAAGACAAAAAAGAUAUCAAACAACUGUUUGUGCGUCAUAUGUCCAACUUGACAGCGGAUAUGGGAUUAGAUUUGGCUGCCUGGGAAGAUGGUGUAAUGGAAGCAGGCAGUAAGCCUUAUCCUAGGAACAUUCUACAGAAUCGAAACGUGUAUGCAUACGCCUGGGAUAAUAUUUGGGAAUGGGGUCAAGCUGGUAGAGCAUAUACUUUAGCUAAUGCUGGUUACAAGGUGGUUAUGGCACAGGCUACACAUCUUUAUUUUGACCACCCUUAUGAACCUGAUCCAUUAGAACGUGGACUUUAUUGGGCUCCAAGAUACACUGAUGCACGUAAAACGUUCAGCUUCAUGGCAGAAAAUCUCUAUAUGAAUGCUGAUGUUGCUAGAUCUGGAGAGCCCCUUACUCACAAAGCUAUGUGUGGUUUAAAAGGCGAAUUUUGUCCACCAUUAAAAAAGCCGAAAAAUAUUGUGGGUAUGCAGGGUCAUCUAUGGAGUGAAUUAAUUAGAAAUCGUGAUUUAGCCGACUACAUGUUGUUUCCCAGAUUCCUAGCUCUAUCAGAAAGAGCUUGGCACGAAGCUGCAUGGGAAAGAGUGAAGGACAACACAUCAAGGAAUGAACAAAGGGACGCAGACUGGGUAGAUUUCGCCAAUACUUUGGGGCACCGUGAAUUACGUAGACUUGACGAAAAGGGUCUGAAAUAUUCUGUUCCACCAGCAGGUGCAAUAAUUGUCAAUAACAAACUACGAACUAAUGUUGCUUAUCCCGGAUUAACGGUAGAAUAUAGUGUAGAUAAUGGUGAUACAUGGUGUCAACACAGUGGAGAAGUAGAUCUUGUUCAUCCGACCACAGUUUUCCUCAGAACUAGAUCGGCUAACGGUGAUAGAACCAGUCGAGUAGUAUCUUUGGCCACAUAUGAAGGCAACCCAGCAUCCAAAUCUGUUAGUUUGAUUUAUUCACUAAGUCUACUGUUCACGUCACUAUUAUCUUUAACGCACACGCUUAUUUAAACUACUUAAUUAAAUAUUUUUUUUAAUAAUUUGAUUAUUUAUAUGAAUAUAUUUUGUAAAUAAUUUACACUUUUUUUUACUUAUGUGCUUGCAUUGUACAUUUCUAUUGGCUUAUUUUUUUUAAUGCAAAUUUACAUAUUGUACAUAUUAUUCAGCAACAUAAUUUUCUUUGUGUUUCCAACUGAUCUCAAUGGAGGUAACAUCAGGAUUCAGACCGCGGAUUUUUUUGGACAAAAACUGAAUAAAUUUACUGAAUAGACUAAUACCGCUGAUGGUAUUUAAUUACUACCAAACAGUUAAUACACGGCACUAAACAGCUUCUAAGUAGGAUCAAUAACAAACAUUGCAGCGGGACAAAAUGUGACAGGAGCCAUAAUAAGUAGAAAUAAUUGUUUGAAACAGACAAGACAGGUAGCUGGCUUAUUUUCACUACUAAAGUCAAAUCUUAAAUGUCGCUGUAGAUAACAAAAAGUCGUUUUUGAAACCCCGCUUUAUUAUAUCUCCCGCAAAAAUUUCCCGCUUCAAAACAUAUAAUAUAGCCAACAUCUGGUAUGAUUUUAGUAUAGUGAGA
Patella vulgata (common limpet) is the source of this 3591-nucleotide messenger RNA. Its product is annotated as beta-hexosaminidase. Gene Ontology annotation, molecular function: polysaccharide binding; beta-N-acetylhexosaminidase activity. The transcript has 8 exons. Gene Ontology annotation, biological process: glycosaminoglycan metabolic process; ganglioside catabolic process; carbohydrate metabolic process. The record is from RefSeq and is a predicted model, not a curated record. Gene Ontology annotation, cellular component: membrane. NCBI's taxonomy places the organism in Eukaryota, Metazoa, Mollusca, Gastropoda, Patellidae. The coding region runs from base 327 to 3020 and encodes 897 amino acids.